Messenger RNA from Astyanax mexicanus (Mexican tetra), 2014 nucleotides. RefSeq names its product solute carrier family 25 member 15a (gene slc25a15a). The record is from RefSeq and is a predicted model, not a curated record. Bases 435 to 1346 code for a protein of 303 amino acids. Gene Ontology annotation, biological process: mitochondrial L-ornithine transmembrane transport. NCBI's taxonomy places the organism in Eukaryota, Metazoa, Chordata, Actinopteri, Characiformes, Acestrorhamphidae. The transcript is spliced from 7 exons. Gene Ontology annotation, molecular function: L-ornithine transmembrane transporter activity.
GUAGACCCCUUAAGGCUUAGGUCAAUCCGGCUCAAGUGUACAGCCUAUAAUGAACGCGGUCGAGCAACUGUCGAAUUUCCACGAUAAUAUACCAGCAAAAAACAGUGUUUUCGGUCUUAACCACAGCCUUACCUGUCUCCUCACUGUGUGAGGAAGUCGCCAUACUCAAGGAGGCGCGGCACACCCUUUAGCUAAAGCUACAUACCUUCAGAAUACGGCAAGAUACACUGUUACUCCAUGUGACCGGAAAACCCGCACACUCAGAGACAGAGAGGGCUGGAAGGAGCCGCGUUAAUAAUGCCCGCGGAAGACUGUAGUCUUAGGUAGAGACACUUAAACUGGCCUGAGAUCAGCACUGAGGCGUGCUAACACCUGAACACAGGAAGAGAGGAGUCGAGAAGCUGCUCUUGUUAUACAAAGGCGGUUUUAUUAUCAUGGCACCGAAUCCUGUCAUUCAGGCCAUCAUAGACUUGUCAGCUGGAGCAUGUGGUGGUAUAGCAUGUGUGCUCUGUGGCCAGCCAUUUGACACCGCCAAGGUCAAGAUGCAGACUUUCCCCAAUAUGUACAGAGGGUUUGUUCACUGCUUCGUGUCCAUCUCCAAACAACUGGGUCUGCGAGGCUUGUACCAGGGCACCACCCCGGCUCUGCUGGCCAACAUCGCAGAGAACGCUGUGCUGUUCAUGAGUUACGGCUUCUGCCAGGAUGUGGUGCGCUUUACGAUUGGGCUGGAGAGAGGAACUGAGCUCAGUGACAUUCAGAAAGCUUGCUCUGGCUCUGUGGCCUCCAUCUUUUCCUCUCUGGCUUUGUGUCCCACCGAACUAGUGAAGUGUCGCCUGCAGGCCAUGCAUGAAAUGGAGGCAUCAGGCAAGAUCGCUAGUGGACAGAAAAGCACAGUGUGGUCUGUGGUCAGAAAUGUCUUAAAGACAAAUGGUCCUCUGGGUUUCUAUCAGGGCCUGACCACUACAAUAGUACGUGAGAUUCCAGGCUACUUCUGCUUUUUUGGAGGCUAUGAACUGAGCCGAUCUCUUUUUGCUCGUGCCAUGGGAAGGAGCAAGGAGGACAUAGGUGUUGUUCCCUUGAUGUUCAGUGGUGGGUUUGGAGGGGCCUGUCUCUGGAUAGUGGUUUAUCCAAUAGACUGUGUAAAGUCCCGCAUUCAAGUGUUGUCUCUGGCUGGGCGACAGGACGGCUUUCUCAAGACUUUUAUGGGCAUUGUGCGAAAUGAAGGAGUGCGGCCUCUUUACUCAGGUUUGACCCCAACUUUGAUCCGGACAUUUCCUGCAAACGGUGCUCUCUUUCUGGCCUAUGAACUCAGUCGCAAGAUGAUGAUGAAACAGUUUGAUCAGUGACUUUAACUUUCAUAAUUUCACUUGAACUGUUUCUUGAUCUCCAGCAUAACAGAAAAGUUUAUAUAGUAAUAUAUACAGAAGAAAUAAUAUUAUUUCUUUUUUAAAAGGUGCUUCCAAAUACUAAACACUGCCUAAAUUUUGCUGCAGUAUUACAGAAAGUCAGUACAGUGGUUUAACUGUAAACACUAGACAUGCUGGUUUUAAACAAAUCAAAGAGUUAAACGGGCAUAAAAAUCAUACAGUUUAUCUGCUGCUGGUUAUUAAAGCUUUUGAUGUGUAAUGUGAUAAUGACAACUACACUGUAAAAGAAAAUAUCUUUCGCAAUUGGUACCACAUUUCCCUAAUAUUCUCUUGCUCACUAAACUUAAAAUGUAUUGUUGCUCAGACUUUAGGACUUUGGCCAUCAACUGCAUUAAUAUAUCAGUAUAACUUUCUCCAUAUGUGUAUUUAUUCGGUGCUAUUAUUGUAGCUCCUGGUUUCAUGUACACAUCUAACAAAGUCAAAAUGUACAUAUAUAUUUUGUUGCUGUCAGGCAAAACCAUUCUCAACUUGAAUUGAGAAUCAACUUAAAAAGUGAAUACAGUUUAAAAGAUUUGAUUCCUGGUUGUUUUUAAGCAUUUCUACUGGUCCAUUUAUCAUAACAUUAGUAAAAAGCAAAACCUAUAUAC